Molecule: messenger RNA, 1206 nt
Organism: Alternaria burnsii
Lineage: Eukaryota; Fungi; Ascomycota; Dothideomycetes; Pleosporales; Pleosporaceae
Exons: 3
Coding region: 1-1206 (401 amino acids)
Molecular function (GO): protein binding
Source: RefSeq, a predicted model, not a curated record
AUGUUCGCUCUUCUUGUAAUCGUACUGUUCGCACCAGCACACUUGUAUGCUCUCCUGCAUCAUCUCGCAGUUGGUACCACGAACGGACAGGCUUUGUACUCGCUGGAGUUAGAUGAUGAAUCCAGGAUGAUAUAUGCUAUCCAGGCGAGAGACGCGAGUGGACCGUCGCCGUCUCUGGCUCUCGACCGUUCAAAGCAGCACCUCUUCAGCAGCCGUCCGAAAGAUGGGACUCUGACCCGCCAUUCCAUCGCCCCAACAUAUGAGCUUAUUAGCGAGGGAACUAUGGAAAUACCAGCAUCUUGUAACACUACUAGCUUUGAAUCCCUCAAGCUGAGCUCUUCGACUCAGAAUACGGCGAUAUGGGGCACCGCUAGUACUGGUACCUGCAGCAUUGUAUUUGGUCUGACGCCAGACGGUUACGAAACCCUACGCUCCCAAGAAAUCGCCGGUGAUGUGCACUCUAUCGCUUGGAGUCCUAGCGGUCGCAAUUUGCACGCGCUCGACUCACAUAGUUCCCAGCAGCUUUCGACAUCAAUUUCUAACUUUCGCAUAUCUGAGGACCCAAAUCUGCAGGACGUGGUUGGUGUUGACAUCCUUGGUAAUGUCACGAACGCUUCGCAGAUUGUCGCGCACCCCACAGAGACCUUGAUGUAUAUCGCUACCAAGGAUGCAAAUGAGCUAGUCGUCUUAUCGUUGGCAGGUGACACUCUUGUGGACAACUCUACUGUUGUCCUACGAUACAGGUUGCUACCGUCUUCUCUAGAUUCGACAGAGUUUCAUACCACAUCCCUGGCUAUUUCCGCCUCCAAAAGCACUCUGUGGACACUUUCAGAGUCAUCUCGCCAAGCGGUCAUCACAUCUUUUACUCUCGACGUCACAACAGGCGAGGUAAUAGAUGUCGCUGCGCGAGCUAGCUGGCAGGGAGUUGGCGAAGGUCAGCUUACAGCAGCACCGUUCACUGGUGGGGAUGUGAUCGCCAUCGCAAACUCUCCAACUGGGUAUAUCACGGUACUUGGUCUCGACCGAUCCGUGUUCGAUACCGCCGAUGUCGUCCAGGAUCCUGCCACCCACAAUUACUUACGUCCAAUGAUUUUUGAGAACGAAGAAAACAAAAGCCUGCACAUAGCUGCAUCAAAAAUCAAAAGCUACGGCCGUGCUCUCAUUGACGAUUACAUCAGCUUGGGUGAAAGUAUUUGGAUCGACUAA